CGUGUAGCGGGAGACUCGGCGGAGAGAUCGGCAUCUUUGCUCGGUUGAUGUCGAUUAAAGCCGUCGGCGAUCAUUUAUGAGCUAAUGCUAAGAUUAGCUUCAGGAGAACCAAAGCAGACCAGCACAAACACGGCUGAAUAACCUUUUAAACUUCAUUUUGAGGAUAAAACGAGGUUAUCAGAGACCAAAUAAGUCUUUUAUUAAGAUAAAUCACUGCUUGUUUCUCUGGAGGUGUUUAAAUGAAGUAGUUUCUUUCGUCGUUUGUGGCCCGUUCAGAACAAUCAUCAUGUGUCCAUCAAGGAUCCCGCUCCAGCAUGUCCGAAACAGUGAAGUAUGUGGACGAUGAGCACAAGAGCAUCUUCCUGAAGCUUCUGAACGAGCAGCGUUUGGAGGGCGAGCACUGCGACAUCGCUGUGGUGGUGGAGGACGUCAAAUUCAGAGCGCAUCGCUGCGUGUUAGCGGCGUGCAGCAACUACUUCAAGAAACUCUUCAAGAAGCACGAAGUGGACAGUUCAUCCGUCAUCGAGAUCGACUUCAUCCGCUCGGACAUCUUCGAGGAGGUGCUGAACUACAUGUACACCGCCAAGAUCUCGGUGAAGAAGAAGGAUGUGAAUCUGAUGAUGUCCUCGGGACAGAUCCUCGGCAUACGCUUCCUAGACAAACUCUGCUCGCAGAAACGUGACAUGUCGCCCGAGGAGAAAAACGACCCCAGGAACGCCAAGUUCCCGUACGACAUGGUGAAGAUGGGGCUUCCGGCGGACGAUCCUCCGCUGGGUCAAGACAGCGACGUCCAGGAGCUCGGAGACCAAGACGACACGCCUUCAGACGACAUCGUAGAGGAGCCUCAGGGCAAUCACGAUCUGGAGAAAUCGCCAAAUAAUGCGUUACGAGUGCAGGAGGCCAUCCUGAAGGAGCUGGCGCAGGAGGAGGUGCACAAAGUGAGCUGCUACGAUCAAGAGGUGGAAGCCAUGGACGGAGAACCCAAAGAGCUGGCGGCUCACACCCAGACGCUCUCGUUCGCCGAAAGCAUUGGCGAUGUCAAAGACGAGCAGCCGCCGGGAUGGACCACGGCCGCCGCUGACAUGAAGUUCGAGUAUCUGCUCUACGGCCAUCGUGAUCAGCUGGCCUGCCAAGUGUGCGGAAAGAGCUUCCUCGACGAGAACCGCUUGAGGAAACACGAGAAGCUGCACUCGGCCGACCGGCCGUUCGUCUGCGAGAUCUGCACCAAAGCCUUCACCACUCAAGCGCAUUUAAAGGAGCACCUGAAGAUCCACACGGGCUUCAAGCCGUAUCGCUGCGACGCCUGCGGGAAGUCCUUCAUCCGUGCGCCGGAUCUGAAGAAGCACGAGCGAGUGCACAGCAACGAGCGGCCGUUCAGCUGCCAGAUGUGUGAGAAGGCCUUCAAACACAAGUCACACCUGAAGGACCACGAGCGACGCCACCGAGGAGAGAAGCCCUUCGUGUGCGGCUCCUGCACCAAGGCCUUCGCCAAAGCGUCCGACCUGAAGAGACACGAGAACAACAUGCACAGCGAGCGCAAGCAGCUGCAGAGCGAGACCGAGCAGCUCCAGGCCGCAGCGAUGGCCGCCGAGGCCGAGCAACAGCUGGAGUCCAUCGCCUGCUCAUAAACACUGAUCUGAAUCGGUUUAGAACAUGAUUUACACUGAUUCUUUUAUAUGGAAAUGGUGCAGAUUGUACAGUUCAUACCAAAUGUAUUUCUGGCAGCUGACGGACGAUGAGUUGUUCUGUCAUCAUAAACUGUGAAGUCGACGGAGGGAUGGAGCAAGCUUCGCUCAAUCAUUCCUUCUGUUUCUUGUGAAAGGGUGUGAUGGUUUGCACAUGCAGAUAUCUUUGCCGUAAUAAAAGACUGGUGAAUCAUCA
Molecule: messenger RNA, 1881 nt
Organism: Carassius auratus (goldfish)
Lineage: Eukaryota; Metazoa; Chordata; Actinopteri; Cypriniformes; Cyprinidae
Gene: zbtb14
Product: zinc finger and BTB domain containing 14
Exons: 2
Coding region: 315-1628 (437 amino acids)
Biological process (GO): regulation of transcription by RNA polymerase II
Molecular function (GO): DNA-binding transcription factor activity, RNA polymerase II-specific; protein binding; RNA polymerase II cis-regulatory region sequence-specific DNA binding
Source: RefSeq, a predicted model, not a curated record